ACCUAGCGUUGUAUACAAAUCGGUAGCGUUAGCUGGUCCGCCGGUCACCGUAUGUCGCAGGAAAUUUGAGGUCGCGCGUACCGGACUGCUAUACAAAUAUUUUACGCCCGCGAAAAGUCGGAGAUCGACAAACCAGAAAUGAGUUCACAAAUCCGACAAAACUUCCACCAGGACUGCGAGGCUGCCAUUAACAGACAGAUAAACUUGGAGCUAUACGCCUCUUAUGUUUAUCUCUCUAUGGGGUACUACUUUGAUAGGGAUGAUAAAUCCCUGCCAAAUUUUGCAAAGUUCUUUUGCACACAGUCCAAAGAGGAGCGUGAGCAUGCAGAGAAGCUGAUGAGUCUGCAGAACAAGAGGGGAGGCAGGAUUUUUCUGCAGGACAUCAGGAAACCUGAUAGAGAUGAGUGGGGGAGCGGCCUGGAGGCUUUGGAGUGUGCCCUGCAGCUGGAGAAAAGUGUAAACCAAUCUCUGCUGGACCUGCAGAAAAUGGCUACUGAACACAGUGAUCCUCAUAUGUGUGACUUCAUAGAAACACAUUUUCUGGACGAGCAGGUGAAAUCUAUCAAACAGCUGGCUGACUGGAUCUCAAACCUGCGGCGCAUGGGAGCCCCUCAGAGUGGCAUGGCUGAGUACCUCUUCGACAAACACACCCUGGCUGAAGAGGGCAGUUAAACUACACUGUGACGCCGAUCAUCCUGCUCACCUCUGCAUGACAGCCUGCCCCUGUCCCUAACAUGUAUCGCAUACAUUUGAAAGAAGCCAUAGAUGGUGUAUGGAGGCAGGACUCUGCCUCUAGAACAUUUAAAGGCUUUUAUAAUAUGUCAAAUCACAAUGACAUGGAAUAUUAUAAGUGCUUUUAAAGUGGAUCUGGAAAAUAAUUUCAAAGCCUACUUUUUGUUAUUUUGUUACUUUAAUUUUUUGCUGUACGUGUCUUAUCAUAUUCCAUCCCACCUCUUCCCCCACACGUUCACAUUUGUCUCCCGAUUUUAGCAUUUACAGUUUCCUUUUCAUCCAAACUUCCAUUUACCAAUACCUGUCUUUAAUUUAAACACACGUAGCCAGUGUUUCACGUAAAAAAUUAUUUAGGUCUAACCCACAGUGAGGUUCGGAAGCUGUCAGUGGCCAACCAUAUGGACCUGUGGUUCCCAGUCACCUAUGAGGUGUCGCCAAAUGAUUAAAGGCAUAAGAAAGAAAGAAAGAAAGAAAGAAAGAAAAAACUGUUACACAAAUCUUUCUUUAUUUCUGACUUGCCCUUUUUUUGUUUUCUUGUGAAAUACUGGAUACUUAUACCUCUCUUGAAACAGCCCUAGAAGGAACAAUUGCUCCUUGGCACAAAGGCUGUGCCUCUUUUGUACAAACAUUGGGAACCACUGCUACAUACCACUCCUCUGGAUACUCGGAUCACUUUAUGUACACCAUAUAAUUCCUGCAAACACUGUUAUUGACAGCUGCUCUUACAUCUCUGUGCGUUGGAUCCCUAAUUUUAAGUCUGGUAAACUGGUUUCAUAUCUUUAAAGACAAUCAUAUUUGAAUUAAUAUGUGUAUGAAAUGAAACUAUUAAGAGCAAAGCAAAAAACAUGAGUAAUUAGGAAGACAUAUUAGUAAUUAUAAAUAAUCCAUUAUUUAAAAACAAUAUAAUUAAAUGGAAUUCAUUGGCCUAUGUAAUUAUAAUUUAACUACUCUGUAAAUUUUCUGUUUCAUCUGUUAUGUAAUUUAAUGUUCAAUAACCCCCCCUCUUUUUUUUUUUUACUGAUACAUUCCAAAACAACUACUUUACUAAUAAUUAACCAAAGUUAGAAAUUAAGAUGGCACACUUAAGCCUCCAUAUUCAGUAUGUGCACAUAAUUAUUAAUAUUCAUGUCAAACUCAGUGAGCGUACCAAUGAAAUACAGAGUGGCUGCUUUAAAUGCAUCAGUUUUAUGAGUUGAAUAGCUCAUGUUAUGUUGGUCAACUGCAUACGGCGACUCAGUAAGGUGAGUGUACAGUAAUUGCUUUAAAUGAAUUCCAGUGCUAUCUGGAUACACUGAUGUGGAAAAGCAGGUGAAAUCCAUGGAAAAUUUUCCUAAGCUAUUUCUUUGUUGGACAGACUGCUUCUCUCUGCAGGUGCUUUAUAUAAUAUGUUUUGUGAAUAUUUGUUGCCGUGAAUUUAAUUGUGCAUACAGUAUCUUUGUA
Messenger RNA from Xiphias gladius (swordfish), 2172 nucleotides. It is a transcript of the gene fth1b, whose product is annotated as ferritin, heavy polypeptide 1b. Gene Ontology annotation, biological process: iron ion transport; intracellular iron ion homeostasis. The transcript is spliced from 5 exons. Gene Ontology annotation, cellular component: cytoplasm. Bases 139 to 672 code for a protein of 177 amino acids. Gene Ontology annotation, molecular function: ferrous iron binding; ferric iron binding. The record is from RefSeq and is a predicted model, not a curated record. NCBI's taxonomy places the organism in Eukaryota, Metazoa, Chordata, Actinopteri, Istiophoriformes, Xiphiidae.